AUGUCAUUUUCCACACAAACACCGACAAUCGUUGUUUUGAAGGAAGGAACAGAUCUGUCUCAGGGUAAAGGUCAAAUCAUUAAUAAUAUUAAUGCGUGUUUAGCCAUCCAAGAUACCUUGAAACCAACAUUAGGUCCAUUUGGAUCCGAUAUUUUAAUCGUCUCUUCUAAUGGAAAAACCACUAUUUCGAAUGAUGGUGCUACUAUCUUAAAGUUGUUGGAUAUUGUUCAUCCAGCUGCUAAAAUGUUAGUGGAUAUUUCUCGUGCUCAAGAUGCAGAAGUUGGUGAUGGUACAACUUCAGUAACCAUCUUGGCAGGUGAACUUAUGAAAGAAAGCAAAACAUUCAUUGAAGAUGGAAUUUCAUCCCAUCUUAUUACCAAGGGGUUGAGAAAAGCAAGCGAAUUAGCUGUUGCAAAGGUCAAAGAGGUGGCGUUAGAAAUCAAAAAAGAUGAUGAAGUCGAAUUCCGCCAUUUACUUGAAAGAUGUGCCAAAACGGCAAUGUCUUCUAAGCUUAUAAGUAAAAAUUCUGAUUUUUUCACUAAAAUGGUAGUUGAUUCCGUGUUAAGUUUGGACCAAGAUGACUUGGAUGAAAACUUAAUAGGAAUUAAGAAAGUCCCAGGUGGUGGAAUGGAAGAUUCUUUAUUUAUUGACGGUGUUGCCUUCAAAAAGACUUUUUCAUACGCUGGGUUCGAACAACAACCAAAACAGUUUACAACUCCAAAAAUUUUAAACUUAAAUAUUGAAUUAGAAUUGAAAGCUGAAAAGGAUAAUGCUGAAGUGAGAGUUCAACAAGUUCAAGAUUAUCAAGAUAUUGUGGAUGCAGAAUGGAAGAUUAUUUUCUCAAAAUUAGAAGCCAUCAAGGAUACUGGUGCGAAUAUUGUUUUAUCGAAAUUGCCUAUUGGUGAUUUAGCCACUCAAUUUUUUGCCGAUAGAAAUAUUUUCUGUGCUGGAAGAGUUUCAGCUGAAGACAUGGAUAGAGUCAUUAAAGCGGUAGGUGGUAGAAUUCAAUCCACAUGUUCAAAUAUUGAUGAGAAGGAUUUAGGAACCUGUGAAGAUUUUGAAGAAGUUCAAAUAGGUUCAGACAGAUAUAAUGUAUUUAAAGGAUGUCCUCAAACUAAGACUUGUACAUUGAUCUUGAGAGGUGGUGCCGAACAAGUUAUUGCUGAAGUUGAAAGAUCAUUACACGAUGCCAUCAUGAUUGUUAAAAGGGCAGUUACUCACAAUUCAGUUGUUGCUGGUGGUGGUGCUAUUGAAAUGGAAGUUUCAAAACACUUAAGAGACUACGCUAAGACUGUAGCCGGUAAACAGCAAUUAAUUAUAGCAGCAUUUGCCAAGGCGUUAGAAGUUAUUCCAAGACAAUUAUGUGAAAACGCAGGUCUUGAUGGUAUUGAGCUUUUAAAUAAAUUAAGAAGUGCACAUGCAAAGGGAGAAAAUUCUUAUGGUAUUGAUUUCCAAAAAGAAUCGGUUGGAAAUAAUAUGAAGAACUUUAUUUGGGAACCAUCGUUGGUUAAAAUUAAUUCUAUUCAAUCUGCCACCGAAGCUGCUACGUUAUUAUUAUCGGUUGACGAAACAAUUCAAAACGAAGAUGCAAACCAAGAAUCUAGAGGAAGAGGCGCCUAUUAA
Debaryomyces hansenii CBS767 is the source of this 1623-nucleotide messenger RNA. It is a transcript of the gene CCT7, whose product is annotated as chaperonin-containing T-complex subunit. Gene Ontology annotation, biological process: protein folding. The transcript has a single exon. Bases 1 to 1623 code for a protein of 540 amino acids. The record is from RefSeq and is a predicted model, not a curated record. Gene Ontology annotation, molecular function: ATP binding; ATP-dependent protein folding chaperone; ATP hydrolysis activity. Gene Ontology annotation, cellular component: chaperonin-containing T-complex. NCBI's taxonomy places the organism in Eukaryota, Fungi, Ascomycota, Pichiomycetes, Serinales, Debaryomycetaceae.